Pocillopora verrucosa is the source of this 2920-nucleotide messenger RNA. RefSeq names its product anaphase-promoting complex subunit 4. Gene Ontology annotation, molecular function: protein binding. NCBI's taxonomy places the organism in Eukaryota, Metazoa, Cnidaria, Anthozoa, Scleractinia, Pocilloporidae. The record is from RefSeq and is a predicted model, not a curated record. Gene Ontology annotation, biological process: protein K11-linked ubiquitination; anaphase-promoting complex-dependent catabolic process. Gene Ontology annotation, cellular component: anaphase-promoting complex; nuclear periphery.
UCAGCAGUCGUAAUUUUCAAUUAGAAAAUGGCGGGAGCAUACGGAUCAUUUAGGCAGCUCGAAGACAAACCAUGUUCUGCUGAAAUUCUCUAUCAAAAAUGGUCGCCAAAGAUGGAUUUGCUGGCUCUUGUGACAGUCGAGGGAGAAGUUUGGUUGCAAAGGUUGUCGUGGAAGCGAGUGUGGCUGAUUUCCGCCGCUGAAGGUCGAGCUGUAUCUGUGGCUUGGAGACCGGACGGAAAAAUCUUAGCUGUUGCUUUCAUUGAUGGGAAAAUCAAGUUAUUCGAUAUUGAAAACGCUGAAUGUGUUCACAAAACUGAAAUAGAAUCGACGCCUAUGUCCUUAGAUUGGAUAGAAGAAGGAAAAGAGAAGGUGUCAAAUGACGAAUCAGCUGAGAAAAAUUUGCCGUUUUUCGUGGAAAAGUCAGAACUUUAUCUGCCUUCGAUUUCUCAUCUACCAAAAUCCACAGGAGCUCUGUUUUACAAAGAAGUCUCACAAGAGGGCUCAGAUGAUCAUAAAAAAAUGAAGUGUCUGCCUGACGAGUUGAGCGUGUUAGCCAUCGGCGAUGAUAAAGGGAAAAUUCAUUUAUUUCUCUAUGGGAUUUUUCUCUGUGCUUCUCUUAAUACAGUUGAUGUCUUGCCAAAGCACUCUGAAAGUGAAGUCAUCAGUAUCAGUGUGUCGCAUGACUUAAGGGUGCUCUCAGCUGUUGUCAAGACAUCUGUCCCAGGAUCUGAUAAACAAGUGGUGACACUGAUAUUGUAUGACUCUGGGUUACUGUCAUCAAGGUGUCUUGAACUUGCAGUAGUUGCCAAGAAAAUGGGUGAGGUCACCAACUUGAUGGAUUACUUCGAUAACACCUUGCAGGCCAUGUCUGAUGCUUGGGAAGACAUACUUCUGGAAAUGGACACCAAGUUGACAGAGUUUGCUGCUGAGCGUUUGACAGCUGGCUCAAGUGUCAGUGGUGAAUUUCUGACAUUGCUCACUUGUGGUGUGACCAGCCCUGAGUUGCAGACUUUCCUUAUCCAUGAUCUGACAGAAAAAGGCCUCAAGAAGCUUGGUCAUAGCAUUGAAAAUUCUUAUUCUAGUAUUCAAAAUUUGGCACUGAAACACUUACAGUGUGUGGCACAAUCCCUGCUGUUUCAUAUCACGGAGAUACAUGGAAUGUCACGAUGGUUUGAGCAGUUUGGUGAAUUGGGUCUUUCUGAUUUUGACAUCCAAGCGGCUGUAUCAAGUCUUGGCUCCAUCAUGUUGAAAACACAAGAGCUUGUCUUAGUAAUUGAAACCAGCCUCAAGAGCUUUAAAGCAUUCUUUCAAUGGCUUUACUAUAUUAUACUGAGUUUGUCUGAUGCAGAAAUUCCAGACUUUGUGAAACAGAGAAGCCAGCAAGAAAUCAUGCUUGUAUCAAACUUCAUUCAAGAUCAGCUUGUGGUCAACAGUCAAGGAAAGUUUACCUUGGAGAGAGUUGGCCAGUACUUUGAUCCAAAGCCACUUACAGUGAAGCCUCCAUUUGGAAACAAUGACUGGGCCAAGUUUGUGGAGAAUCAUCCAGCACUGAAGUCAAGUCCAUUGCUGAUACCUGAUGAGUCAACAGAGUCACUGGUCAUUCUUUCUGGGAAGCUCCAUGGACACCUUAAGAAGGUUUUCACUGAACCAAUUAGUGUCAUUAGCAAAGCUAUCUCUUGUUGGAACUGUUCUCCACUCUAUGAGAUGAGCAAAAGUGAGCAGUCACCCUUUUGUUUAGCACAGAUAGGAGGUCCUUUACAUCCACUUUUGGUCUUUCCUGAUAGAAAUAAACUGUGUAUCAUUUCUAUCAAGGCGAAUGAGCACAGAUUGUUUUUUGCAAGGAUUUGUGUUGAUCAUUUACCAUGUGACACUAAAACAAUGAAAUACUCAUUCUUGCAUGUCAUGUUCUAUGACUCUGAGUAUUUAACUGUUUUGCUUCAGCAACAGGAAGUUGAUGGCAUUAGUGGUGAUGAUGAUGACAGUGAAACAGAAGGGACAUCAAUUUUGGCUCAAGUUCCUUAUCAAUUCCUUGAUGAUAAAGACUUUGUAGACAUUGCUCAAGCAAAGCAGACAUACAUCAAUCAGUUAUCUCAACCUCCAGGAAUUACUGUAGGGUCAAGAAUUACUCAUUAUCGAAAGCUGAUUGGCAUGAAGGCUGGGUCUUUGGCUGUCAGUGGAACACGUAAGGUGUCAUGUGUAUUGUCAGCUUCACAGAGAAAUGUUCGAUUGUUUGAUAUGGAUGCCGAAGAUGAUGAAGCAGAUGAUGAUGAACCUGAAAAUGAAGAAUUAGAUAAUGCUUUUGAAGAAAAGCAGUGAGAAACAGCAAGUCUUUAAAAAAGCCUAAUACUAUAAUGUUUAUUUAGCUUUGAAAUUUACGCAAUGAAUGGUGACCUUGUUUGGUUGCCAUAGUCUUCCAUUAUUUAUGCCAAAUGAUCCAGAACAAAAUAUAUAGAACCAUAAACUUUCCAGUUCAUAUUUUCUGAUGAACAUUUGUGGAACUUAAUAGCUGUAAAGACACCUUUAUGUUACAUCUAGGUGAAUAUUUGCACAUUGCUAAAGUAGUUUACUUUAUUGACUUCAUUAAAUUUAUCCCCUCUAAAUUUUCUAAUUAUUCUGAAUUAACAGCUUAAUACUUGAUGCUCAUAAGGCCAGCUGAUAAUGGGGUGGAAUUGAAAGUUAAAUUAGGCCAAAACUUAAAGGAGAAAAUUUGAAGCUACGCUAGACUUAACAAAUAUGUAUUUGUUGGAAUUUUCCCUGUAUUAAAGGUGAUUUUUCUUGUAUCUCUUUUCAAAAGAAAAACCUAGCUGAUAUAUCAAAUUUUGAAUAUUCCAUUUCACAGAAAUUCAAUUUGGAUGCUAUGGUGUUGCAUUUGUAAUAAUGACCUCAGGAGAAGUCUUGUUAGGGCUUGUACUGAUGUGAA